ACGAGUGCGUACUGCGUUUUUAUACUUGCUCUGUGAAUUGUGAUAGGUAUUGAUAUUUUACGUGGUUUUUAAAAAGUUUUCAUAAAAUGCACGCUUUAAGACUUUUAAAAGCUGCGCACGAUGAAGAAGUUUGGCUCAGGCGCCAAAAAAGAUAUGCGUCCAGACGGAGACAAUUGAAGACAAUCGAUGAAAUGCCGGAACAAUUAUUUCAGGAGCGUUUUAGGUUAAGUAAAAAAACUUUUAGCGAGCUUUGUUGCAGCCUACGUAACGAAACAAAAAUACGGGGGACUCAAGAAAUUCCUUUGGAAGUAAAGGUUCUUUGCGCUCUAAGUUUCUUCGCAACGGGAUCCUAUCAGAGAAUUGUGGGUGUCACACAACAUUUGCCACAACGCACAGCAAGUAGAUGCAUUAGGCAAGUUGUGGAGGCACUCAACAGUCCUCCGAUAGUGAAAAAAUGGAUAGUUUUCCCUCAAACACACCAAGAAAGAGCAAGAAUUCGACAAGAAUUUCAAAGGAAAUUUCAAUUACCAGGGGUAACAGGAUGCAUAGGUUGCACUCACAUAUCUAUUGUAAAACCCCACAUUGAUGAACAUAAUUAUUUUAACAGAAAAGGAUACCAUUCCUUAAAUGUGCAAAUGAUAUGUGAUGAUAAUUUAAAGAUUAUCAAUGUCAAUGCGAAAUAUGGUGGAGCCACGCAUGAUUCCUUCAUAUGGUCAUCCAGUGAAGUGGAACCAUACAUGCGUGGACUUCACGAAAAUGGUGAAUUGACGUGGCUAUUAGGUGAUUCUGGAUACCCACAGAGAGCGUGGCUGAUGAUACCAAUUUUAAAUGCCGAACCAGGUUCUCAAGCAGCGGUCUACACUACACGCCAUUUACAGGCACUCAAUUGUAUUGAACGAUGUAUUGGUAUACUGAAGGCUCGUUGGAGAUGCUUGCUGAAGGAUCAUACACUCCAUUACCAUCCUCGUGUUGCCAGUAAGGUAACUAUUGCAUGUUGUGUUCUGCACAAUAUUGCACAGGAUGCUCAAUUACCUCCCCCUAAUAAUAUGGCUGAGCAACAAGAGGAUGGUGAUGAACCGAGUGUGCGGGAUGAACCCAUUUCCAGCAACCAAGAGGAGCUGAUGAGUGGCAGAAUAAUGCAAAAUAUUUUAGUUAAUAGAUUACUUUAAUAGGUUAUUUUUGUCUCUCUAUGGCGUGUAGUAUGUAGCGUGAACUAGCGGUUCCCUAGUCCGACUAACUGGAACAGCACCUGGCACUGGCAGCACUGCACACUCCUGAUUCACUGGAGCAUUAUUUUAUUGACAAAUAAGUUUGGUAAUUAACCAUUGUUUAAUUUUUUAAAACAAAAGUAUGUAAUUUUGGUUAUAAAGACUGAAGUAGUCAUUUAGUUAAUUGUUGAAUUAAGUAUAUUUAUAAAAGCUAGAAGAGUGAAUUACUUACUAAAUAAAGACUAAUUAAAAUUAAGUACAUAAGUGCAGUAUUACUUUUAAACCUAUUCAGUUUGCCUGACCAAGUAGUUUUGUAUAAUAUUUUUUCGCUCCUAAAACCUACCUUUGUUUACCUAAACAGAUUUUAAUAAUGAAACUGCAUUAGUUCUGUGAUACUGCUCAUAUUUUAGUGCAGGUCAUAGGUGAAAAAAUUGAUCAUCGUUACAGCCUCAACCUGUUUUUUUAUAUUUUUAUGUUUGUAAUUUUUAUUAUUGUAUUUUUGGUUCGUAUUUAAAAAGGUGUGUACUGAAUUAAUGGAAUGGAAUAAUUAAGGAAUAAAAUAUACUAUUAUUA
Colias croceus (clouded yellow) is the source of this 1781-nucleotide messenger RNA. Its product is annotated as putative nuclease HARBI1. NCBI's taxonomy places the organism in Eukaryota, Metazoa, Arthropoda, Insecta, Lepidoptera, Pieridae. The coding region runs from base 87 to 1169 and encodes 360 amino acids. The transcript has 5 exons. The record is from RefSeq and is a predicted model, not a curated record.